Hemiscyllium ocellatum (epaulette shark) is the source of this 2363-nucleotide messenger RNA. RefSeq names its product ATP-binding cassette sub-family G member 1. Bases 17 to 1951 code for a protein of 644 amino acids. Gene Ontology annotation, molecular function: ATP binding; ATP hydrolysis activity; ABC-type sterol transporter activity. Lineage: Eukaryota; Metazoa; Chordata; Chondrichthyes; Orectolobiformes; Hemiscylliidae. The record is from RefSeq and is a predicted model, not a curated record. Gene Ontology annotation, biological process: cholesterol homeostasis. Gene Ontology annotation, cellular component: plasma membrane. The transcript is spliced from 14 exons.
UGCCUGGACAGAACUAAUGACGGACCCCAAGUCAGUCUGUGUCUCAGUAGAUGAAGUGGUCUCAAAUGGAAUGGCCACCCGACAAGCCCCCAUCUUCCAGAUGCGUUUAAAGAAAGUGGAGAAUGGGGUGACAGAGGCCCACCGUUUCUCGUACUUACCACGGCGGCUUGCAGUCACUAUUGAGUUCAAAAACCUCUCCUACUCCGUCUCUGAGGGCCCAUGGUGGAGGAAGAAGGGUUACAAGACUUUACUGAAGGGUAUCUCAGGCAAAUUUAGCAGUGGAGAGCUCAUCGCUAUCUUAGGUCCCUCAGGAGCUGGGAAAUCAACGCUCAUGAAUAUUCUGGCAGGUUACAGGGAAAGUGGAAUGAAAGGUGAGCUCCUGAUUAAUGGACACCCACGAGAUCUCCGAUCCUUCCGGAAAGUGUCAUGUUACAUCAUGCAGGAUGACAUGCUGCUCCCUCACCUCACUGUUCAUGAGGCGAUGAUGGUUUCAGCUAACCUGAAGCUCCAGGAGAAAGAUGAAGGUCGAAAAGAAAUGGUGAAGGAGAUUCUAACAGCACUUGGCCUCUUAGAAUGUGCCAACACUCGGACUGGCAGCCUUUCUGGAGGGCAGAGAAAGCGUCUUGCCAUUGCUCUAGAGCUGGUGAACAACCCUCCGGUCAUGUUUUUUGAUGAGCCUACCAGUGGUCUGGACAGUUCUUCCUGUUUCCAGGUUGUUUCUCAAAUGAAAUCCUUGGCUCAAGGUGGGAGAACUGUCAUCUGCACCAUACAUCAGCCCAGCGCCAAACUCUUUGAACUCUUUGACAAGCUCUAUGUCCUCAGCGAAGGGCAGUGCAUCUACCGUGGAAAUGUUUGCAGCCUUGUCCCAUAUCUGAGGGAAAUCGGUCUGCACUGUCCCACCUACCACAACCCUGCUGACUUCGUGAUGGAAAUCGCAUCCGGUGAGUACGGUGAGCAGAACCCUCGGCUGGUGAAAGCGGUGCAGGAUGGGAAGUGUGAUACUGACUGUAAGCCGCACGAAAACAAGGACAAGGAUCUCAACCCUUACCUCUGGCAUCGGCCAUCUGUUGAGGACCCAUCUCCCUCAGAGGGUUGUCACAGUUUCUCUGCCAGCUGCCUCACCCAGUUCUGCAUUCUCUUCAAAAGGACCUUCCUCAGCAUCAUGAGAGACUCAGUUCUGACUCACCUCCGCAUCACCUCACAUAUUGGGAUUGGUUUGUUGAUCGGUUUGCUGUAUCUGGGCAUCGGUAAUGAGGCAAAGAAGGUGCUGAGCAAUUCGGGAUUUCUCUUCUUCUCCAUGCUCUUCCUGAUGUUUGCUGCGCUAAUGCCCACUGUCCUCACCUUUCCACUGGAGAUGGGAGUUUUCCUUCGGGAGCAUCUAAACUACUGGUACAGCCUAAAGGCCUACUACCUGGCAAAGACAAUGGCAGAUGUUCCCUUUCAGGUGAUGUUUCCUGUGGCUUACUGCAGCAUCGUAUACUGGAUGACAUCACAACCAUGCGAUGCUCUGCGUUUUGUUCUGUUCGCAGCUUUGGGGACUAUGACAUCAUUGGUGGCGCAGUCUUUGGGUCUCCUGAUUGGAGCAGCAUCUACAUCCCUGCAGGUGGCAACGUUUGUGGGUCCCGUCACUGCCAUUCCUGUGCUGCUCUUCUCUGGAUUCUUCGUUAGUUUUGACACCAUUCCCAAGUACCUCCAGUGGAUGUCAUACAUUUCUUACGUCAGAUAUGGCUUUGAAGGGGUCAUCCUCUCCAUCUACGGUCUUGACCGUGAAGAUCUCCACUGCGAGAAAGACGAGACGUGCCACUUCCAAAAGUCACAGGCAAUUUUGAAAGAGCUCGAUGUCGAACAUGGCAAACUCUACCUGGACUUCAUCGUCCUGGGAAUCUUCUUUGUCACCUUGCGCCUCAUAGCCUACUUUGUCCUGAGGUAUAAGAUCCGGGCUGAGAGGUAAAUCAGGCAGAUACCUCUGGACACCAGUGUUAAACAGGUUGGGUUUGUCUCACUACAGUGACAUUGCACCUCAGGGAAUUUCCGCCAUAGAUAUAAAAUGUCUAAACCCCCUCUGGUAUCGAGUUCUAGGCAGACCCCAGCUUUGACUCUAAUUACCUGGUCAUUUCCGCAGUCACAGGACAAGAAACAACUGAUGACUGAGGGCCUAGUUCCAAGCAUCUGAAUUUUGACAUGGUGCCAAAUGUUCUUGCCACAUGUGAUAUGCUCUGUCAGUUGACUUCUCCAGCAAGUCAGGGCAACUGGAGCUGCAUAAGAGCACCCAAGCAUUUCGCAAUAUAUUUCUGGCUCUCGAGAGCAAAGUUGUCUAUCCUUUUGCUGUCCUGUGCGGGAGAAAGCUCGGAUCAAGAGCAGUG